Messenger RNA from Clonostachys solani, 3846 nucleotides. The record is from the annotation of a GenBank genome assembly. NCBI's taxonomy places the organism in Eukaryota, Fungi, Ascomycota, Sordariomycetes, Hypocreales, Bionectriaceae.
AUGGCUGCUUCAGCUGUGUCCGAGAAAGCUGGUGAUCUGCCCGACGAAAAUGACAGCAAAGAGACUCAGCAGGGAAACCAAGAACCGUCUGGUUCAAAUGGUUACUUUAGAGUGUUCAAGUAUGGAAGUCCCAUGGAGUAUCUUCUUGGGUUCCUUGCUGUCUUGGGCGCCGUCGCUUCAGGGGUUGCUCUAGCAAUGGUAAAUGUCGUCCUUGGGCGUUUCAUCUCGAUUCUGAACGAUGCGAACAUCUCUGGCUCGACAAGCGAUGAAUUUAUGCCGGCGGUUCAAACUACUGCUCUUUAUUUCGUCUAUAUUGGCAUUGUGCGAUUUGUGGGAACAUACAUGUAUUCUUCCUUGUUCACAUAUGUCUCCUACCGGCUGACUCGAAACAUCCGUUACGAAUAUCUGAAGGCUGCCUUCAGCCAGGAGACUGGCUACUUUGACAAAGGUGUCUCCGGAUCCAUCGCCGCGCAAGCGACAUCAAAUGGAAAGCUCAUUCAAUCCGGUACCUCUGAAAAGCUGGGGAUUGUCAUCCAGUCAAUAAGCACAUUCAUCGCAGCCUUCAUCAUCGCAUUCAUCAGCCAGUGGAAGUUGACUCUGAUUAUCAUCUGCAUCGUCCCCCUUACCGUCGCACUCUCUGUUGUUUUAUCCAUCCCGGACGCCAAAAUAGAGACGGAUAUUUUAAAAAUUUAUGCGAGUGCAGGAAGCUUGGCUGAGAGCGUCUUGGGUGGCAUCCGAACGGUCUACGCGUUUAACCUUCGACCGAGGAUCAUGUCCAAGUACGACGCGUACCUUCAGGAAGCAUAUGAAGUUGGGAUGAAGAAGAAUAUUCUGUAUGGUUUCAUGUUUGGGGGAGAGUAUUUUGUCAUAUACGCUGGCAUGGGCCUUGCGUUUUGGCAGGGCGUUGGCAUGAUCGCCAGGAACGAGGUUCCCAAUAUCGGGACUGUUUUCACGGUAUUGUUUUCUGUUACGAUUGCCUCCAGUACACUGUCCUCGAUAGCUCCCCACACGGUGAAUUUCACCCGUGCUGGCGCCGCCGCGGCCGAGUUAUUCGAAGUUAUCGAUCGGCAAUCAGAGAUCAAUCCCUUCGAUGAGUCGGGAGCGAAACCGGAUACCAUUAUUGGACAAAUUGAUCUUGAAGGAAUCAAAUUCGCAUAUUCAAGUCGUCCCGACGUCAAUGUCCUACACGACUUCACUCUCAGUGUUCCCGCCGGAAAGGUUACAGCUCUCGUGGGGCCAAGUGGUUCAGGAAAGAGUACUAUAAUCGGCCUGUUAGAGCGGUGGUAUAAUCCAACAGACGGCUCUCUAAAGCUGGACGGCGAAAAUAUCAUGAAUUUCAAUCUGAGAUGGCUCCGUACCAACAUCCGUCUCGUGCAACAGGAACCUGUUCUAUUCAAUGGCAGUGUUUUUGACAAUAUAGUCUACGGCUUGGCCGGGACUCGCUGGCAAGAUGCCACCCGCCAAGAGCAAAUGGAUCGAGCGCAACACGCAGCAAAACUGGCUUUUGCCCAUGAGUUUAUCGAAAACUUACCAGAAGGCUACGAUACUCGUAUUGGUGAGAGAGGCGGCCUUCUCUCAGGAGGCCAGAAACAGAGGAUCGCAAUCGCUCGCAGUAUCAUCUCCGAGCCGAAGAUCUUACUUCUUGAUGAAGCCACCAGUGCCCUGGAUCCCCACGCAGAAGGAAUUGUACAAAAAGCAUUGGACAGUGCGUCGAAGAAUCGUACCACCAUCGUCAUUGCCCACAAGCUAGCGACGAUUCGAAACGCCGACAAUAUCGUCGUACUGUCUCAAGGGAGAUUAAUGGAGCAAGGUUGUCAUGAGAAACUGGUGGAUUUGGGUGGACUUUAUGCCAAACUGGUCAAGGCACAAGAUCUAUCCCCGUUGGAGUCGACGAAAGUAGAAACGAUUGCUGGUGACCAGGAUUCUUCAUCGGGCGGAGACAUUGGCCCGAUGGCCAAAUCUGAAGCUCAAUUUGAUGUCACUGAAGAUGGGCAACUGGCAGUCACUAAUGAUCAGGGAACUAUAGAACAAUAUAAGAAGACGGGAUUGAUCAGAAGCGUUCUGAAGAUUGUGGCAACGACGCCCGAGUUGAACGUCUGGUAUAUACUACUGGUAUUAACUUGUGUCGCAGUUGCUGCCGUUUAUCCAGGACAAGCACUACUCCUAGGAAAAAUCAUGGACGUGUUCAAGGGAGACAAUAUGGUCUCCAAGGGCAAUUUUGUCUCUUUAAUGUUCUUCGUCAUUUCAAUUGGAAGUUUCGCAGCUUAUUUCAUCCUUGGCUGGGCGACCAAUAUCAUUUGCCAGAAUACUAAAAUAGAGAUCAAGGGCCUGAAUGCGAAGAUGAGAAAAGAUAUUCUUGACUCCAUUCUGCAGCAAGAUCUUCAGUUUUUCGACCGUCCGGAGAAUACAGUUGGCGCGAUCAUUAGUUACCUCGAUCUAUAUCCUCAGGCCAUUUUAGAGCUCAUGGGCUUAAAUGUUGCACUGAUAAUUAUAGCCGGCGUCAAUGUAUUGGCAUCUAGUGUUCUUGCAUUGGCAGUAUCGUGGAAACUUGGCCUUGUUGGUGUGUUUGCCGGAAUGCCGCCAAUGAUGGUGGCGGGAUAUGCUCGAGUCCAACUUGACGCCAAGAUCGAGUCGGAGACGGAGGAGAGAUUUGCUUCAAGCGCAUCUGUGGCAUCUGAGACAAUAACCGCAAUUCGUACGGUGUCUUCGCUGGCUAUUGAGGAUACAAUUCUGAAGAAGUAUACAAACGAGCUUGAUUUGGCGAUAGAGCAGAUGUCUCCGCCAAUGUUCCAUAUGAUGGUCUGGUUCGCCCUCACACAAGCUAUUGAGUACUUUAUUCUUGCUCUAGGAUUCUGGUGGGGUUCUCGCCUCAUACAUGACGGCGAGAUUGACUUCUACCAGUUCAUGGUCUCCUUUAUGGGCGUUUACUUCUCUGGACAGGCAGCAGGACAAAUGUUCAGUUUCGCCAGCAGUUUUUCUGGGGCCAAUCAGGCCGCAAACUACUAUUUUUGGCUCCGUCAAUUGAAGCCUGCCAUCUACCAGACUGAGGAAAACAAGGGCAAGGGUUCUCCAUCUGGUUGCGAGUCCUAUGAGUUCAGGGACGUUGGGUUUUCGUACCCGCUCGCUCCGAAUAACCAAGUUCUCAAAGGAGUGUCGUUGAGCGCUGAUCGGGGACAAUUUAUCGCCUUUGUGGGAGCAUCUGGGUGCGGUAAAAGCACAAUGAUAUCUCUCCUUGAGCGUUUCUAUGACCCCAGCAGUGGAACUAUCAAUCUCGAUGGGUCGGCGCCUCUCCCAUCCCUGGAUCCGUUAUUAUAUCGAAGUCAGGUCUCAUUGGUGCAGCAAGAACCAACGCUGUUUCCCGGAACUAUUCGUGAAAAUAUUUCACAAGGAGUCGAUACAGACAUCCCUGGUUCGGUUUCAGACCAGGACAUUGAACAGGCAUGUCGUGCCGCGAACGUGUGGGACUUUGUUUCCUCACUCCCGGAUGGUCUCAACACUCAAUGUGGCACAAGUGGCAGCCAGCUUUCUGGAGGGCAAAGACAGAGGAUUGCAAUCGCUAGGGCGCUGAUACGAAAGCCUAAGGUGAUUCUGCUUGACGAAGCCACCAGUGCGCUCGACACUGAGUCGGAGAGAGUCGUCCAGUCCGCGCUCAUGGAUGCUGCCACUGCUGGAGACCGGAUCACCAUUGCUGUCGCCCACAGGCUGUCUACUGUGAAAGACGCAGACCGAAUCUUUGUGUUUCAUGAUGGGAGAAUUGCUGAAUCAGGAACACAUAGACAGCUACUAGAAAAUGGGGGCCUGUACGCUAAGAUGUGUGAGGCACAGAGACUUGACCGUACUGUGUAA